This is a messenger RNA of Stylonychia lemnae, 1710 nucleotides long. The record is from the annotation of a GenBank genome assembly. NCBI's taxonomy places the organism in Eukaryota, Ciliophora, Spirotrichea, Sporadotrichida, Oxytrichidae.
AUGAGUAGCCGUCAAGCUUAUGUAAAUAAUAGGCAGUAGUUAUCUUCCACUCUUUAAACAUUAGAGAUAAAAUUAGAAGCUCAGAGACAAUCAAGCGUCAUUAACUUAGAUGAAUUUUGUAUUGGAGAUGAGGGAUGUCAACUGUUAGCCAAUUUCUUGAAUAAAUAUGUAACAGUAACUGAUUUAGAUUUGAAAGGAAAUAACAUUGGAGGGGCUGGAAUCACAGCUCUAGCUUAAGUGCUGAGAUCUAACCAACAAAUUAAGACUAUUGGACUUGCUUGGAAUAAGCUUGGAUCCUCUGAAAAUGGUCUUACUAACUUCUUCAAUUCAAUUGCUGAUAACAGAUCCAUUUAAAAGAUAGAUCUUAAUAAUAAUGAAAUUGGACCUGAAAUCGGGAAUUCUAUAGCAAGCUGCUUGAAGAGCAAUUAAACACUUCACACUAUAGAUCUAAGAUGGAAUAGGAUAGGCAAUUCAGGUGCAAAAGCUAUCCUAAAGGGUCUGAAUUAAAACAGAUCUAUCUAGAUUUUAGAACUAGCAGGUAAUAAAGUGAGUGAUGAUAUUCUAAGGCAGAUAAAUGAUAUUCUAAACAGAAAUAAAUAAGGAAACUUCCACUCUUUACCAAUUGGAAACUUUUCACCCACUAGAUACAAGUCUUCAUCUAAUUUCAACAAUGCAUCUCAAAUACCUCCUACUUCUCUUGUUUUGUCUCCUGGAAAAAGAUAUUCAGUUUAAGCAAAUAUUGAUGAUGAAAAACAAUUCAUUAAUGAGAAAAGAGUAGACCUGGCGAGAGAACUGGAACUAGAAACUAAGAAACGAAAUGAUACUGAGGAAACCUUCGAAAAACUAAGGGAAGAAUUCAUUAAAUUUGAACUCUAAUCUGCUAGGGAAAAGUCAGAGAUGCAAGCUCGUAUUGAUUAACUAGAAUCUGAAAAGCAGAAUUUAUAAUUGAAGUUGGUAAGAGUGGCUGAUAAUUUCGAAAAAGGAGACAUUACGAGCAAGGAAAAAUAAUUAACUUAUGAAGAAAUGCUCCAGGAAAAUCUUGAAGAUACAGUUAAGUAAUUGAGAGAACAAAAUGAUGAUUAAAAAAGGCAGGUAGAUUAGUUGGAGGCUUAGAAGAUCGAUUAGAAAUUAGAGUUUGAUAACUAAUUGUAUAACCUAGAAAAGAGCUUUAAUCAUGAAAAGUUAGAACAGAUUAUAGAAAAGCUAUCAAAAGACAGGGAAGAAUUGAACUCAAGAAUAAAAUAAGAAUCCAAGCAAAUGAUUGAUAAAUUUAAGACUCUUUCAGACUAGAUUUCCAAGCAGGAUGAUAAAAUUCACCUUGCUCAUGACAAGAUUCUUACACUUGAAAAAGAUAACUCUCAAUUAAAGUCUAAGGUAGCUGUAUUACAAUCAGAAGUGUCCUCUAAAGAUAGUUAAAUUGAUAAAUUACAAGAUCAAAAGAAAGAAUUGGAAAAGAUGAUUUAGCAGAGCAAAGACUAUGAGAAGUAACAGAUAGAAAAACUGAAUAAUGACAUUACUAGAGAAAGCAAAGAUCAUGAAAAAAUCAUUACAGAUCUAAGAUCAAAGAUCAAAGACCAUGAAGCUGAGAUAUAAAAACUAAAAACUGAUAAUAACCUUCAACUACAGAUAAGAGAUAGUUUGAAGGAAUAGGUUAAGAAUGCAAUAAGUACUACUAUACUAGACUCUUUUAAUGACCUCAGAAAGAAAUGA